UGCCCUGGAAGCCUGCGCUGUCUUCCUGAACCACCAGGGGGCCUCAGUCCCACAGUGGGACACCCAGCUCAGAGUUUUGCCUUCACCCUGAACCCUCCAGCCCCAGUCAAGCUGUCCCACCUUGCUUCCUCUCCCUUGUCCUCUUCUCCUCCUGCUCCUCUUUCUCCUCCCUUCUGGCCCCUACAGGCCCACCUGGACCCCCAGUCAGCCUUCUCCCUCUAUGAGGGGCGAGGGGAGGUGUCGGGGACACUGGAUGUGGUCCCACAGCCUCUUCAUCUUGUCUCACCUGGGAACCUCAGGGACCUGGGCCACCAAUCCCGCCAUGAUGUGUCAACUUUAACCGACCUUUGUUCAGAUCUGCCGGAGUUGGAGAUAGUGAGCCUCCUGUCAGAGGGUCAGCCCAACUACACUCUCAGAGCAGACAGUGUGUUUGGAUACGACAAUGACGACUGGCUUCACACCCCUCUGCUGCCACCAGAAGUCGCUCUGGGACUCACAUACGAGCAGAUUGAAGAGACGCUCAAGUACUUCUUGCUGUGCUCAGACAGAGUGGGCCAGGUCACCAAGACGUAUCAUGACAUCAAGGCAGUCACCCACCUGCUGGAGGAGAAAGAGCGGGAUCUUGAGUUAGCAGCGCGGAUCGGUCAGUCCCUCCUGAAGCAAAACCAAGAACUGACGGCACGCAAUGAAAUGCUGGAUGAACAGCUUGACAUUGCAAAGGAAGAGAUCGCUCAGCUUCGUCAUGAACUCUCAAUGCGAGACGACCUCCUUCAGUUCUAUGCGAGCUCUGAGGAGAUCGAGAAUGCUGAAUCGCACUCACUAAUAAAAAGGAACGAAUCAUGCAGUUCUCUCAGCAACUUCGUCCACUACGACUUCCUGCAGCAGAAACUGAAGGGUUUAGAGGACGAGAACCGCAAACUGCGAUUAGAGGCCAACGAACUCACAGCAGAGACGACCAACUAUGAGGAGCAAGAACAGGAGCUGAUGAUGGUGUGUGUGGAAGAACUCUCCUCUGUCAAUAAGCAGGUGGUCGACCUGUCAGAGGAGCUAGCCAGGAAAGUAGAGGACUGUGUCCGACAACAGGAGGAGAUCAGCUCGCUGCUCGCUCAGAUUGUUGACCUGCAGGCCCGUUGCAAAACGCUCACCCAUGAGAAUGAAGAGCUGAACCAAACCCUGGGUACCUCCCGUGAGAGCCAGCUGAAACUUAAAUCAGAGCUUAAAGACCUGCAGGACAAGUACUCUGAGUGUGAGGACAUGCUUAGCGAGGCCCGAGAGGACAUCAAGAACUUGCGGAAUAAGAGCCUACCCAACAGCACGGUGCAGCGGUACACUGCACUGGCCUCUGUCCUCCCCAUGGACUCCCUGGCGGCUGAGAUAGAGGGCACCUUCCGUAAAGGCCUGGACACCCCGGCUCCCUCAGAGUACAAGAACCACCCGUGGCGUGUGUUUGAGACUGUAAAGGUAGUAAACAAGGCUGUGAAGCAGCGGUCUCUGUGCCACUCCCCGGCUCUGCCCGGCUCCAGCCCGGCGUCCACCCACUCCAGUUGUACCAGCACCCCCCGAACCAGCUACUAUGGCUCAGAUAACGCCAGCCUUACUCUGGAGGACAAGCCCAGCUCCAAUAACACUCAGAAAGAAGACAACAGUGGGCCAAAGCGUCUGGGCCAGCCAGGCACACCGGGGGGCCAGGACCUUGAAGCUGCCUUGCGCACCCUGUCAGUCCGCCAGCAGAGACACUCCUCCGAGCGGCCUUUCUUUGAUGUGGAGCGCGAGCGUAAACUUCACGCCUUGGCAGCGAAGUGCGAGGAGGGUGAUGGAUCCAGUGGCUUCCUGACACCAAAUGACAGCUUGGUCUCCAGUCCAGCAGCAUCGACAGGCACCAACUACUCCAAUGGCAGCUCACGACAUUCUUGUGGCUCCUCAGGAGGAUCCAGGUCCUACCUUCCAGACCGCCUGCAGAUUGUCAAACCUCUGGAAGGCUCGGUGACUCUGCAUCAGUGGCAGCAGUUGGCCAAACCAAACCUGGGUGGCAUCCUGCAUCCUCGUCCGGGAGUCCUGACUAAAGACUUCAGGGAGCUAGAGGGUGACAUACAGCAUGUGUACAGUCUGAACGACCUGGAGGAGGAUGAACCCGACCUGUCUCACUUCUCCGCAGCACAUGGCCUGGUCUGUCCAUCUGGUCCCAACCUUCCUCAGACCUCUCCCACACAUACCAUUACCACCUGCCAAGUCCACCAACCCUCCCUUCUCAUCCCCUCCUUCUCCACUAGCCUUCACUCUUUCGGCCUGCCAUCUUGUCGGAACUGUGAGCUCGUGAGCACUUCCUCGCCAUCCCACCAACAGAACUUUGGCCUGGCAGGCCACUCCUCCACCGCCACCACAGACGUAAACGCUUCAUCACUGGGACUCGUGCAGCUGCUGCAAGAGCGUGGCAUCUCAGCCUGUCCUCAUCCCAACCACAGCUGUCAGCACAGCCACAGCACAAAACCUUCACAUUCAACAGCAAAAGGAAAAGGUGAAGGCUCAUCGUCAGACAAUAAGGGAAGAAGGAACGUUUUCAGUCUGAACUUGUUGCAGAAGCUUCACAGUCUGGGGUUGCACAGAGUGGCAGCCUGGGGGAUGAUGGGCCGCAAUGACACCUAGAGAGAGAGAGAAGCAGUCAGACAUCCUGUGAAAGUUUGAUGAGUGCCCUUCACCACCUAACUCGUCUCUCAUUCACCGUAGUGACUUUGCAUCCAGCCAUGUGCUUCCCACUGUGCACUUCAGGGCACCACGGCUCUGGGGCCUUGAAAACAAAAGCCACAGAAUGUGCUAGAGCCAUACUUUAAGUUGUCUGUAGUGUACAGUAAUAUUUUUUUCUAUGAAUUUGUGUACAAUAGUUGUCUGUAAGUGUGUGUGUGUGUGUGUGUGCGUGCGUGCCUGUGACAUCUUCAUCUCAGGACAAUCACCUGGUCACCAGUCUGAAUGCAACCUUCAGAAAUAACUUCUUUUUACACUCAAAAAAGAAAACAUCACCAAGAAAAAACAUAUUUUUUAUACUUUGUUUUGUGAUUGUCAUUUUACACAUUUUCCCUGCUGUUGGUUUUAAAAAACCUCUUCACUUGUCUUUUUUGUUGUUGUUGUUGUUGUUAGUUUCCAAAGUAGAACAUCACUUACCAUAUAUGUAUAUAACAAUGUUGUCAUUUGGGAAAGUUAAAAAGAAGACUACCUGCCGUACAUUAUUGUUAUCUGAAACCACAAACCAAUGCUGUCACACUGAAGAACGUUCAAAUGCACUUAAAUUCACUCUGGUCUUCCCUGCUUAUUAGCUGCUAUACUGAGAAAAGCAUGUUGUACAUAAGACUGUCAAAUAUACUGAAUGAAACACUUGAUCAAGGAGCUUUUUAAUACACUGGCUGAACUGAAAAACGUUACGCUUUAACUGGCUUGUCACUUGCUCUCACUGAGCACAUGUUGUUAUGGCUGCAUACAGUACAGCAUCACCUGUUCGCUGGUCCUGACCUUGUGGACUUUAUCCUGAGCCAAAUCUCUCACUAAAAGCAAUCAGGUUUACCAUGCUGCAUCAAAGACAGUGAAGCAAUAUGUUUAUUCACUAAAAAUCUUUCUUGUCCAAAUCUGCGUUAUUUCACGUCAUCAGGAAUUUUGAAAUCGCUGGUAUGUAAAUGAAAUCACAUUUGUUUCAGAGGCAUACAAAGUGGAUUCUCUGGUGACAUCCAUUCAGGGGAGUCUUUAUUUAAAGGUAGGUAGUGAAGUGGUCAUAGUUAUUUCAACAGCAUAUUUCUUUGAAAUUUUCCUGAACAAUGGACUGUAGUGAAAAGGCAUAGGAUACUGUGGAUUAAAAAGGGAAGAAAUCAUCAACACAAAUUGUGAUGAUUUGUGUUCUGACUUAAAUCAGCCAAACCACUGUUUCUCUGCACUACUGUUUGCUCUGUUCUGUGUUAGCACCACAGCUCUAUAUACUGUAUGUAGAUGUGUGUAUAAAUUUUACCACCUGUGAAUAAAACUUUGCAUUUCCAUCCAGUGC
This is a messenger RNA of Scatophagus argus, 4024 nucleotides long. RefSeq names its product huntingtin associated protein 1 (gene hap1). Gene Ontology annotation, molecular function: signaling receptor binding. The transcript is spliced from 15 exons. The annotation marks the transcript as partial. NCBI's taxonomy places the organism in Eukaryota, Metazoa, Chordata, Actinopteri, Scatophagidae. The record is from RefSeq and is a predicted model, not a curated record. Gene Ontology annotation, cellular component: dendrite. Gene Ontology annotation, biological process: neurogenesis; anterograde axonal transport of mitochondrion; neurotrophin TRK receptor signaling pathway.